This is a messenger RNA of Microcebus murinus (gray mouse lemur), 2119 nucleotides long. Its product is annotated as neuroendocrine secretory protein 55-like. Gene Ontology annotation, biological process: response to parathyroid hormone. The record is from RefSeq and is a predicted model, not a curated record. NCBI's taxonomy places the organism in Eukaryota, Metazoa, Chordata, Mammalia, Primates, Cheirogaleidae.
GACUGAUUUAACGUUUUGAUUAACGGCAGACUAAUCUGAAAUAUCCUUUGCUUAACGCAAGAUUUUCUCUUUUGUUCACCUUCAGCACCUAGAACAGAGCUCAGCAUGUGCUACGCACUCAAUGAAUAUUUGCUGAAAGAAUUACCUCUGUUAAAAACCUAGCUAACAAACAGUGGUAAAGGGACAUCUAGUGAGGAUUCAGUGAUAACUGAAUAGCCUCGGGAGCAGGACUGACAGUGCAAGAAAUCCUUACCUUUACCAAUGCUCUCAGCUCCGGUCUGUCUUCCAGCAAGAGUUCUCAGCUAGAGAGAGCUCAAGACCGUCCGCCCUGGGUUUGCAGACUUGCAAACUACUGCCUUGACUGUGGGGGCCCUUCUUAAGGAAUAUACGUAUUUAGCCAAUUCAGACUGCACUGGGCAUCUAUUUUUUUUUUUUUUUUUGGAAAAUUCUCUAAUUACAGUCACUAUAACAGAUCUGUUAAAGGUGGUUUCAUGAUUAAUGAUUACCUGAGGUUACCACCCUCAAACUAUUAAGCCCUUGAAAAUGUCCUUAGCUAGAUCAUUAAUACUCAUGUAUCAGACCCUCGUUCCCCUGAAUACCUGCAAUAUUGAAGACUAGUUUUCAGCUGCUCUGGGGCUGUGUCCAUUUCAUCAGUAACUCUGCAGAUGCUGGGAAUGGGCACGACUCCAUGGGCAACCCAUGUCCAGUUGUCCAAGUCCUCUAACCUGUGGCUAGCUCUCUUGCUUGCUCGUUGGCGCCCACCAAGAACCCCCGCCCGUCUUUUCGCCCAAAUCGUUUCAAACAAAGUCCCCUCCUGCCACCUGCCGGCCCACUAGGGUCUGCGCCACAGGCUCGUCACCGCGCAGCUCGCGGGGAGGCGGCCCCCACCUCGCUACUGCACAUGCCCGGCAGAAGUCCGGGCGCGCAACUUCGCCGAACCUCACCGCCCCAGCUCUCUCGCCUCAGUCUCCUCUUUCCUCUCCCAGGCGAGAGGACCAGCGGAGGCACCUCUCCCCGAGUCUUAGACUGCAGAGUCUGAGACUCACCGAGAGGAGCCCCGGAGGAGAUAGACUUUUUCUCCCCUUUCUCAUUCCUUCUUUUUGCUCAGAGGCAAGCAGAGGCGCGGAGCUUUAGAAAGUUCUUAAGUGGUCAGGAAGGUAGCUGCUAACCUUUUUCUCCUCGCGCCGAGGUGGGGCUGGGACCUCUGGACCCAGCUUCUUACCUCACAAGGUGCACCUUUUCCGGCUCCAGCAGCCAAUGCGCAUCGGAGCCGCUCUCUGCAGAGCCAGAGGGCAGGUCGGCUUUUCGGUGUGCGCCUAAGAGGAUGGAUCGGAGGUCCCGGGCUCAGCAGUGGCGCCGAGCUCGCCAAAAUCACCACGACUUGUGUCCGCCCAUAGGCCGCCGGACAGCCGCCGCGCUCCUCUGGCUCUCCUGCUCCAUCGCGCUCCUCCGCGCCCUUGCCGCCUCCCACGCCCGCGCCCAGCAGCAGCGCGCGGCUGCCCAACAGCGCCGGAGCUUCCUUAACGCCCAUCACCGCUCCGACGCCCCGGUAUUCCCCGAGACCCCUGAGUCCGAAUCUGACUACGAGCUCGAGGAGGCAGACCUUGACCUGUCCCUCCCUGAGUGCCCAGAGUACGAGGACGACUUCGAGUACGAGUUCGAGUCUGAUAACGACUUCGAGGACGACUUCGACUCCGACUUUGACACCGAGUCUGAUUCCGCUCCCACCACUGAGCCCGAGACCGAGCCGGAAGACGACCGCGGCCCCGUGGUGCCCGAGCAGUCCACCUCGACUCAAUCUUUCACCCAGCGUCUGUACGCUCUGAAGUUGCGAAGCCCCGACGCCUCCCCAAGCCGAGCGCCGCCCAGCACUCAGGAGCCCGAGAGCCCCAGGGAGGGGGAGGAGCCCGAGCCAGAGCCCAAGAACGAGGAUCUGAAGAACCCCGAAGAGUCUGAGGAGUCCAAGAAGGAGAAGCAGCAGCAGCGCCGCUGCAAGCCGAAGAAGUCCACCCGCCGCGACCCGACUCCCCCGGAGUCCCCUUCCAAAAGGGGACCCAUCCCCAUCCGGCGUCACUAAUGGACGACUCCGUCCAGAUUCUCCUUGUUUUCAUGGGUCCAG